AUGCCAGCCGAUCCAACCACAGACCUCCUCCUCAUAACCUGCGCCUCCGGCAAACAAGCCACUGCUCUCCUUCCCCUCCUCUCCCACUGGAAGUGCCUCCGCCUCGCCGUCCACAGCGCUUCUUCCAAAUCCCGGCUCGAGCAACAAUACCCACAUGCCGAAGUCAUCGCCGCUGACCUCUAUUCCCCCACCACGACCCUUUCCCUUCUCAAAGACGUAACAGCAUGCAUCCACAUCGGCCCCUCCUACCAUCCGCACGAGCGCUCAAUCGGACACAUGAUGAUCGACGCCGCUCUGCUAUCUCCAACAUUGAAGCAUUUCAUCCUGAGUAGCGUGCUGCACACGCAGCUCGACAAAAUGCUGAACCACUCCUGCAAACGUGGCGUGGAAGAGCGGCUUAUCGAGUCCGGGCUCCCGUACACGAUUCUGCAGCCUACAACCUUCAUGGACAAUAUACCUAUUGGCAUGUUGGCAGGGCAGGAGCAACCCGUCUUCCCCGCGGCCUGGAGCACAGACAGUAAAUUCUCAUGGAUCGCUACGAGAGACCUAGCAGCCGCGAUGCACGCCGUGCUUGUGGAGCGGGAAAAGCACUUGUACGCGCAGUAUCCGCUGGUCAGUACACACGGGCCGCUAUCCUUCGGCGAGGCUAUGCACAUCAUUUCGAGCAAGAUCAGCAAGGACGUCAAGAUAGAGCACCUCGAUUUUCGGAAAGCGGUCGACUCGGUGCUGAUGAGGUUGUAUGGGAUGGCGGAGGGGAUUGAUCAGAGGACGAAAGAUACAGCGCAGAGGAUGAUACUGUAUUAUGACAAUAGGGGCAUCGUGGGAAAUAGCAAUGUACUUGAAUGGCUGAUUGGUAGGGGCGCGACGCAGUUUGAUGACUGGGUCGAUGUUAAGCUUGGGGAGCUGAAGUGA
This is a messenger RNA of Didymosphaeria variabile, 912 nucleotides long. RefSeq lists its product as uncharacterized. Lineage: Eukaryota; Fungi; Ascomycota; Dothideomycetes; Pleosporales; Didymosphaeriaceae. Bases 1 to 912 code for a protein of 303 amino acids. The record is from RefSeq and is a predicted model, not a curated record. The transcript has a single exon.